CACACGGGAAGUCGUUCGAGUCGUCGUCUUCGUCUCCGUUCCGUUGCGCCGCCUCGUCGUCUCCUCGCGCCGCCGCCGCCGCCGCCGCCGCGGGGAAGAGCUAGCCCUAGAGGAGAAGUGGGGGUGAGUUGGGAGAGAGGAGAGGGGGCGAGAUGUUCCGGUACGAGAAGGGCGGGGACGUCGAGGCGGGGACCUCGGGCGGGGCGAGGGAGCUCUACCCGGGGAUGACGGAGCCGCCGGAGAUGCGGUGGGCGCUCAUCCGGAAGAUCUACGUCAUCCUCUCCAUGCAGCUCCUCCUCACCGCCGCCGUCGCCGCCGUCGUCGUCAAGGUCCGCGCCAUCUCCCACUUCUUCGUCUCCUCCCACGCCGGCCUCGGCCUCUACAUCUUCCUCAUCAUCCUCCCCUUCAUCGUGCUCUGCCCGCUGUACUACUACCACCAGAAGCACCCGGUCAACCUGAUCCUGCUCGGUCUCUUCACCGUCGCCAUCAGCUUCGCGGUUGGGAUGACAUGCGCCUUCACCAGUGGCAAGGUCAUUCUGGAGUCUGCAAUUCUUACAACAGUUGUUGUGUUUAGCCUGACUGCCUACACAUUCUGGGCUGCAAAGAGGGGCCGUGACUUCAGCUUCCUUGGCCCUUUCCUCUUCGCCUCCCUCAUUGUGCUGCUCGUGUUUGCGUUCAUUCAGAUCCUAUUCCCGCUGGGCAGGAUCUCCCAGAUGAUCUAUGGCGGGAUCGCGUCGCUCAUCUUCAGUGGCUACAUCGUCUACGACACGGACAACAUCAUCAAGCGCUACACCUACGACCAGUACGUCUGGGCCGCCGUCUCCCUCUACCUCGACGUCAUCAACCUCUUCCUCUCCCUCAUGACCCUCUUCAGGGCAGCCGACUGAGUUCCUCGCAUCGCGUCACAUCGUGUUCAUAUACGUUUUCAUCAGUGAAUGUGAAAAUGCUCUGCCUUUAUCAUGAGUCGCGUACCCAAAAACAACAAUUGUAUAGAUGCCACAAGUAGGAUGGUCUUUUAUCAUGCUGUGUUCAACCUAGUGAUCUUAUCUACGUAGGAAAUGCGAACAAAUUUAGAUUCUAUAUGGAUAUGGAGGUGAUGUUGGAUUUGGGUUAAUUUGCUUGAUGUAUGGUGGACGGAUGGAUCAUGGAUGGCUUGGUUUACCUUUGGAUGAAUGGAAUUGCUUCUCUCUUUUUACCA
This is a messenger RNA of Oryza sativa Japonica Group (Japanese rice), 1198 nucleotides long. Its product is annotated as protein LIFEGUARD 4. Lineage: Eukaryota; Viridiplantae; Streptophyta; Magnoliopsida; Poales; Poaceae. The record is from RefSeq and is a predicted model, not a curated record.